AUCAUUGUAAUUCAUGUGUGUGCCUGGUUUAGUCAGAGAAUAUGUUAUAUAACAUUUACAGUAGGCUAUAGACUAUUAUAUCCAUUAACAACGUUUAAUGCUAUUCAGUACCUACAUACGAUGUAAGAUUUCGCUACAACUGACCAUAGCCAAACCUCUUCGUGUGUGGCGUAAACUCACGGUGUUCCGAACGCCAAGUAAUCGCACUAUGUUCUGAACGGUGCAACUUUUCACAUCAGCUUUGAUGUGCGUGUGCGCGUGUGCGUGUAUCAAAUUCCUUCCGUUUUCAUAAAAACGUGUUACGAGUCCAUAAGAGAUCCAUUUCAGCAUGCAGUAACAUGGUAAUGGUGAUCCACUGUGACAUUUUGGUGGGAAGCUGUUGCUGACGAGAGACCCGGGACCGGGCAGGCUUAUGUAUAAGAGAGUGAAUAGGUGUAUUUGUCUUUUUCUCUAUAAAUACUCGUCCAAUCCAGACCAAUCAAAAGUGUUUUCGUGUCUGGGAUAAGGAAUAAGCAACCAUAAACCACAUUCCUCAGGAGAAAAACGACCAUUGAACUGACGUUAAUUCUGGUGGAAGCGCCCGCGUCACCGUGCUCUGUCCUGUGAACCCAAGGAAAGGAACUAUGAGCUCCGUAAAUUGUUCUGCGGAAUUAUUGAGCAGUUGGACAGAUCACCAUGAGGGGAUCAGCACUGUUUGCCGGCCAUUUUGAGAAACUGAUCCGGCUGUCGAACUUGUUGCCGGUCAGGGCCUACCUCAGGCAGAAGAUGGCAUGGCAAUGCUGCAUGACUGGUGCGGUUCGAGGGAAGUCCACCUACGCUCCCGCGCCUGUGCUGAUGGCUGCGCCCUCCCGUGCGCUCAUAGACGAGCCCAUAAUGCUGGAGGCGCGUCACCUGACCCCGCACUGCCCCGUCACGCUGCGUGCCCACAUGCGCUGUGAGGAGGGUGACCUGUGGGAGGCGCUGGCGUAUUACUACGCAGACAGCAGUGGUGUCUUGAACCUGUCACGGGACGAGGCCCAGGGAGGGUCAUACUCUGGCUGUGAACCCAUGGGUCUGUUCUGGAGUCUGCUCCCUGCACCUGGGGGGAGAGAGGGGCUGAGGCUGAGGAAGAAGAAUGUGGAGACUCCAUACACGGUGCAGGUGUCCCUGCUGAAUGGACAUGUGUCAUCACAGGGCAUCAGGUCACAUGAUGAGGGGCAGGGAAAGGGGGAGGAGCUGGCUUCUGUGACUGUGGAACGCUGGUACAUGGCCCCUGGUGUGCGCAGGAUCGACAUUCGGGAAGAGGGGUUGGUGGGAACCAUGUUCUUACCACCAGGUCCGGGGCCGUUCCCGGCGGUUCUGGACCUCUUUGGAAUGGGUGGCGGUCUGAUAGAGUAUCGUGCCGCCCUGCUGGCAUCCCGGGGCAUGGCCAGCUUAGCUCUGGCUUACUUUGGCCACAAAGACAUUCCUGGGCCGCUUGAUGUUAUAAAUGUGGGCGACGACUACAUGCAGGCUGCAUUCCAGCUGCUGCAGAUUCACCCUCAGGUGUGCAGCAGUCAGGUGGCUGUGAUUGGCCUGUCUUUCGGGGUCUACCUUGCCCUACGCAUCGCUACUCACCUGCCUGUCAAUCCCCGGUGCAUAAUUGGAAUAAAUGGGGGAAUCGGGUGUUAUCACCAGGUCGUUCAAGUUGAUGAGAAGGUGAUAAGGUUUGGAGAGGGUAGGAUUUCCUACAGCCGUGAUGAUCCAGGGUAUGUCCAUUUUAAAGAAGCUACCCAUCCCAUUUUGCUUCCUCCCAACACUAAAGUUAAGGUGGAGAACCUCCGCUGCCCCCUGCUGCUGUUCACUUCUGAAGAUGACUGCUGCGCUGAGGUUUUGGACAAUGCAGGCGAGAUAAAGGAGAGACUGCAAGGUGCCAAUAAAUCACACCUGCUCACCUGGGUGUCAUACCCUGGUGCGGGUCACCUGAUUGAGCCUCCAUACUCACCUCAUGCCCGUACCUCACUUUGGACGAUGCGGCCCAACAAAUUGAUGGUUUUGUGGGGUGGAUACACUGCGCCUCAUGCAGCGGCUCAGGAAGACGCCUGGAAGAAGAUUCUGGAAUUCCUGGAAUGCCAUCUCAGAGGGGGGGAUUAGUCUUCAAAAUGGGGCAGCAAGGUCAAUUUCUUUGUUUUUGCUAUACACUGAUGACGUCAAAAGAUGUACAUGAGAUUUACAGAUCCGAAUUUCAGCUUUUAUUUCCUGGUAUUUUCUUUAUCUAGAUUUGUUAAACAAAUUAGAACAGAUCACCUUUUGUGUCAGACCACCCAAUCUUUAGGUGAGCAAAGGUAUUGGAACUGACAGGUGUUUUUGUUGCCCAGAUGUGUGAUGUUAGAUUGAUUGGGUAAAGAAUAAAUAGUUCUGAAUGUCUACUCUUGGUUUUAGCCUUCGGUUUUGCCUCUGAACACUGCAUUUGUGUUUGAAAAGAUAAACCAACAUGAAGACCAGAGUGCUGUCUUUUGGAGAAAAUUAAGUGAUUUUGAAGGUCAGAAAAGAGGGGGAAUCCAUUGCACACGCAUUGGGGAUAGCUUGUACAACAACUUGGAAUGUCCUGAAAAUGAAAGAAGACUUAUAGAGCAGCAAUACAGAUGCAAUAUAAGAUGCAAACCACUCAUCAGUAGUAAGAAUCGGAAGGCGAGAUUACAAUUGGCAAAGAAGGACAGAGAUGACACACAAAAAGUUCUGGAACAAAGAUUUAUGGACUGAUGAGACCAUGAUUAACCAACUAAAGUGAUGGAAAGGCCAAAGUGUCGAGAAAGAAGGGAUCUGCUCAUGAUCCAAAAUAUAAAAGCUUAUCUGUGAAGUAUGGUGUAGGAAGUGUCCUGGCUUGGGCUUGCAUGGCUGCUUCUGGAGUGGACUCAAUAAUCUUUAUUGAUGAUGGUAGCAGCAGGAUGAAUUCAGAAGUCUACAAAAACAUUAUGUCUGCCAAUUUAUGGAGAAAUGCGUCCAAACGUAUUGGGAGGAACUUCAUCAUCCAGCAAGACAAUCACCCAAAACACAUUGUCAACACAACAAAGGACUUCAUUAAGGAGAAAAAGUAGAAGGUUUUAGACUGGCCAAGUCAAUCACCGGACCUUAACCCGAUUGAGCAUACAUUUCACCUCCUGAAGAGGAGAUUGUAAGGAAAAACUCCCCAAAACAAACAACAACUGAAAGAGGCUGCAGUAAAAGCCUUGAAAAACAUCACAAAAGAAGAAUGCAAUAGUUUGGUGAUGACAAUGGGUCACAGACUUGAUGCAGUUAUUGCAAGCAAGGGAUAUGCUCCCAAAGUGUUAUUUACUUUCAUUUACUUAAAUACCCUCUGUUCCAAUACUUUUAUUCACCUUGAAAUUGGGUAGUCUGAUACCAAAGGUGCUAUGCUAGUUUAACACAACUAGGUGUAAAUACCAGGAAAUAAAAGCUUGUCUCAUGUUCAUCUUUUUAUCUCAACCAAUCCAAUACUUUUGGAGGGGACUGUAGGUAUGGCAUUUCUACUCAUGAAAUACUGUUUUGUUUCAACUCUAUUUUACAUUAUAUUUAUCCUCUCCCAUCGAGUAUUUGUGCUUUUUGGUUAUUUUCUUUUGGCCAACCAACCCCAUAACACAUGCCAACAAUCCUGUAUUGGGGCUGGUUGAGACAAGUGUGCAAAAGCUAUUUUUAUAACCACUUUGCAAUUAUGUUCUCGUUGAACCCGGCAUUCUCUUCAAACGUGUUGGAGACACAUAAGGCAACUUCGGGACGUACUGAUAGACGCACUUAGCCUCUGCUAUAAAAUCUUUUUCUUAUUUCCCCCGCUGUCAGAUGCGGUGUGUAUGCCAUGGUUUGCUGUUAAGUUUGUGCAGGAGCCAAUUUGGAUUCCAGGGCUGGUAUGUAUAAAGCUCCUGAGAGUAAAACUUUGCUCUCAAGUGCGUCAGAAUUCUGAGAAUGACGCGAUUCUGAUCUUCAUUGCACGAGUAAGAAUAAGUGCAUUGUAUAAAAUUUCUUAUGUGUUAAAAAUUGUCUUAGCUCCUAAAUUAUUGGAGAGAGCUCGGGAGGUAAGAGAUGUUGUAUAUUCUCCUACUGCACACAAUAAUAACGAAUUUCUGCUAUGAUUCGCAGAAAUUAUUUUGAAAAAAUGAAUUUAUACAUGGGUCAAAAUCUAUUUUGUGUCUACAUUUUUACUUUUUGUGACAAAGCUGUCCCUCAUAUUUGUCUGUGUGUUCCUUUUUUAAUAUAAAGUGAAUGAAGGGACAAACAAAUUGUUAACCAUACCUGUAAUGUCGUGGGGACAGCUAUAAAAUAACUGACAUGAAUCCGUCUGGUUCUCUUACUGUCACAAGUUUAUUAAUGUUCUGUAAACCCUGUAAAAUUUUGAUUUUGAUUUUAUGAUGAGCUAUAUUUGUAUGAUGAACUAGAGAGGAAAACUUGAGCAAAUUUUGGUUUGGAUCUUCAGUAGGGUACAAUAGAAUAGAAUGCACAGAAUUUGACAGCAGUGCCUGUAUGAUGAACAUUUGUAUGAUGAACUAGGAUAGUUCUACCUAGGGUAGAACAAUGAUGUCUAGGCCCAAUAUGAUUGGCAGAUGCAAAAAUUAUUAUUAUGUAUUUUUUUACUAUUUUGUUUUGUUGUGUGUGUAAAUGAAUGUAGAACUCCUAUAAUGUAAUGACAGACAGUUUGCAUUUACAUUAAACCUCAAUAAAUAUUGCUUAAUUCAU
This is a messenger RNA of Conger conger (European conger), 4686 nucleotides long. Its product is annotated as acyl-coenzyme A thioesterase 3-like. Gene Ontology annotation, biological process: acyl-CoA metabolic process; fatty acid metabolic process. The transcript is spliced from 12 exons. The record is from RefSeq and is a predicted model, not a curated record. Gene Ontology annotation, molecular function: fatty acyl-CoA hydrolase activity. Bases 676 to 2112 code for a protein of 478 amino acids. Lineage: Eukaryota; Metazoa; Chordata; Actinopteri; Anguilliformes; Congridae.